Molecule: messenger RNA, 5070 nt
Organism: Aureobasidium subglaciale EXF-2481
Lineage: Eukaryota; Fungi; Ascomycota; Dothideomycetes; Dothideales; Saccotheciaceae
Exons: 9
Coding region: 67-4833 (1588 amino acids)
Biological process (GO): tRNA methylation
Cellular component (GO): cytosol
Source: RefSeq, a predicted model, not a curated record
AUCGACCGAGACACACCUGCUUUGUUCACACCAUUUGCAUUUUAAUUCAAAGUCAUCUGUCGAGUGAUGGCUGCUCCUUUGUCUGAAGAUGAGAUUCGUCAAAUAACUCUGAACGGUGCGAAUCUCGUUCCUCGCCAAAUCGAACACAAGGACAUUCUGCAUCAGGAAGUUGCAAGAGUGUCCAAUUUAUUCGAUCAACUUUUUUCUACUUUGCGGACAGACAUCACAAACCAACACAGGACGGCCGCUUGUAACCUGCUUUCCAACCUGAUUGAGAAAUGUUCUCAGUCCAGCGAGUCCGAAUUUUCCCUUUUGCUCUGGCAGUCAAAACUUUUCUGGCGCCAUGCUUUCUCGAUCUACCUUGACCAGCAUCACGCCCUCAAUGUCAAGCCGUCACGUUUACUGCUGACCUCUCUGACAUCAGUCCUGGCCAAGUGUCAGGACAAAGCAUUAUGCGAGUCCGAAAAGGCCCAAAUGCUGGAGCUGUUAGUCCAACACAUCGUGGCUCCUUCAGAGAAUGCCCCUACCAGACCCGCCAUGCUAGUCCUGGCCCAUUGGCUCUCCAAGAACAUGGUACAUGUCGAGCAGUUGUGCAACUCUUUUGGCAGAUUCUCGAGCCUACAUGAUCAUGCCACCAUGGCAAUCAAAGAUGUGCUUGCCAUUGUCUUGACUCUCGCGCCUUACGAGGAGUUUGCCCCUGCCGCCGGCUCGUUGGCAGCUUUGAUACUCCAGAAGGCUCAAAGUACCGACCAAAAUGCAUCACUUCUUGUUUUUGGAACUCAGAACACGUCGCUAUGGUCUGCUACAGUCCUAGACAUUCUUAAACAGAAGCCUCGUUCUCUUGACAACUUCCGCCACUUUGUGUUCCCUGAAAUCUUCCAAUACGAUAGGCCGAGCUUCAUCGCUUUCCUGGACCAACUAGAUAUCCGCAGUAUUCUGGGGUCAAGCCAGAAUACCCCGGUCUCCUUACCCCUUCCAGCAGCUCAGUGUGAGGAGACCUUAUUUUGUGCUUUGUCCGUGGGUAACAAGCUUGGAUUGGUCAAAGUCGCAGAUGUUGGUCGAGAUGCCGAUAACAUUGAGCUGUUCAUCGAGAAGCAAGUUCUAUACAUUCCCGAUGUUUUGCUUGGAGACUUACUAUUACGCACAUCUGAUGCUGUGAGAAUUGCUGGUCUCGCUAUGCUCACAAAUACCACAACAACCACUCAGCCAUUAUCUUCAGGAACAAUGGACGCCUUGAAAAAAGGCUUACCAUUCCUUCACGCGGAUGCAGAUGCGGGUUUCCGAAGUGAGCUCUUCAGCUUGAUCAAACAUCUCAUGGAGCGUAUCAAAUCUGCGACAGCAAAUCUUGCUAAGCCUCAAUCAAAAGCGAAGGCUAAUGGGUCUGGGCACACCUCUGCCCAGUCUCAGUCCAAGUCUGGCGUUGGGCUUGAUACUGUGACAGCUCACAGAUCCUUCGUCGAGUGGUAUGUCUCAUUCCUGAAGGCUGAGAUGCGGCCAACAGCCAGUUAUCAAAGGCAUGUAUCGGCACUCAGAUGCAUUAUGAUCAUCGCUAAAUCUGGGGUCGAUCCUCGAAUUGUCAUCCCUAUUCACUCAAGAUCGGGCGGAUUUGCAGUGUCAUGGCCUUUCGAGUUGGAUGUGGUUGACGACGAGAUGACUGAUUUGCUAACUGGACUACUUCUCAACGCUUACGACGACGUCAGAUCUACAGCUGCAGAGAUACUGAACCUCACAGAAAACGUGUCGCAAUCGCAACGUAAGGCAAUAUCGACGCCUGUGUUGGUCAAUAGCCUAGCGCAAGCUCAGAAUAUGAUGAUGCGCAGCGGACGUGCAGAUCAUGCAGACGGAGUUGCACAUCUCUACAGCUCACUGUUCCGCCAAUGUGCAAAUCUGAUUAGCGAUGAUGAGCGGUGGUGGGCAUCAAGAUGUCAAGUCUUGGAGUACCUUGUUCACACCAUUGAACAGACUAUACAGGUUGCCAACGCGGAUAUUGCCCAGGCAGUGAGCAGAAACCCUCUGCAUGGUUUGUUCACCAGUCUCAGGUACAUCGUGGAGAAGUCUGGGUUCUAUCAGACCAUGUCUACCAACGUCGAUGCGUUUUCUCAUCUCCAAACACUUUACAAACGACUCUACCAUAUCUUCCGACAAAUUUGGAGUUGUGUACACGACACACUAUGCAACGAUACCACCGAGGGUGUUGCCGCAGAAGAGCCUGAGGAGGAAGAGAUCGGAACAAAGGAUGUUCUGAGCUAUUCCUGGCGAGCACUUAAGGAAUCUAGUCUCCUCUUGAGAGCGAUUGUGAAAAGCUGCCCUUUGACCUCAACCGACGAAGCUCUUCUGUCACCCGAGCAACUUCGCCAGCUUGGUGAUCUAACGUUCACACAGCUUGCUGAGCUGCGUCAUCGUGGAGCUUUCUCCACGGUCGCCCAAACGUUCGUCGUCUGCUGUAUACGCUCCAACAAUAGUACAGACGGUGUCAGCUCCACGCUCGAGGACUGGUACAAGCGUGCAAUUUUGUGUAUCAAAAAUCAAACUGCGAUAAACACCCGUCGUUCAGCUGGAUUGCCGUCGUUGAUGAUCGGUAUCGUAGUUGCAGAUAGUAAAGGACUCUUGUUUGGCAGGGCUAUGUCAGAGUUGACUAUUGAGGGUACAAGACCGGUAGAUCAAACCGCCGAAACUGCAGGCGGCCUAUCUCAAGUCCAUGCUCUGAAUUGCAUAAAGGAUAUCUUCAAAAACUCGAAGUUGGGCGAACGAUCCGAAGCUUACGUCCCACAAGCACUCGGUCUUGCGGCCAAGUGUUUAUCUUCAGAUACAUGGGCCGUUCGCAACUCCGGCUUGAUGCUUUUCCGAGCUCUUAUGGACAGACUCGUUGGUACCAAUGAGGCGUAUACUGAUGAAGUCACUCAUACCCAGAGUCGAUUGUCAGAUGAUGCGAUCACGAGCCUGAUGAAAGCCGUUCUACAGUUGCUUGGUCCGGCUGAUGUUGAUGUCAACCAAGUCAAGGCUGAAGUGGUCUUUCCCGCUUUACAGCUACUCCAACGCGUCCAGCCGCCCUCUAACCUGGCGGAAGAAAUUCAACAGUCAGUGUUGAGGCUUACAUCGAACAGGCAAUGGCAUGUUCGUGACAAAGCGGCCAAGACCUACGCUGUCUUGGUACCUGCCCAGAAUCGAGCAAGUCGCAUUGGGGAACUCGUCCGAAGGGAGGCGCGUACUCAAAACGAGGCACAUGGACUCUUACUUACAGCGAGGUAUCUCAUUGGAAGACACGGAAAACGGUUCACCACCCAAGAUAUGGACACUUUGGUUCAGAUUCUUCAAUCGCGUAUUGACGAUCUCCUCUAUGGUAGCGCCUGUCCGUUUACCCAAGCAGCGUUUGUUGACGUGCAGGCCUCGUUCUUCUACGCCGCCAUUCAAAAGCAACGAUACCUGUUUGUUCCAGGCACUCGAUGGGCAAGUACGGAGGAUAUGAACAUUCUACUGAAUCUUCCUCGAGAUCACUUUGCAGCAUGUUCAUUCUUGAGACAGUCUCUCGCGCUGUCAUUGAUUCACGAGCAUGCAUUGUUCACUGGACCAUCGAAGUCUAAUACAUCAGCCGACCUGACAGCCCGUGUCGAUACAUUUUCUCUGCUUGCAACUCGUGACCCUGAUGCUUGUACGUCUGCACUACGCGAGACUGCCCGCCUCGGAGCUACCAACCACGUCUAUGCUGCUCAGACCACGGAGCUUCUAGUCGCAGUUGCCGCUAAGCUGCUGCACGACGAUGACGUAGAUAUUGAGGUUCAAGAUGCUGCGCAAGAGGUCCUCGUGAGCUUCUUCUCGCAAGGUGCUGCAGACGAUGUCAAAAAGACCUUCUUGGUCAACCUCAGAACAUCAUAUCUCCCCUCCAAUGCUGCGACACCCCUGUUCGGCGACAAGCGACUCAUCCUACAAGGAGCGUUGCUUAAUCUUCGUGCUGAGGACGAGUCAUUGAGAAACGAGCCGCUUGCAAGAGAUUUUGGUGCAUGGGUUGUUCAGGUCCAUGGCGCUCUGCGAGUUAUCAACCCAUUCGAUACGAGAUAUGCCGCAGUAGUGGCAACUCGGCAGUUCUCAGAGGAAGCUCUCGCCUACCUCAGCUCGAGCGACCUAGAUGACUCCUUCCUCGCCUUCUGUCUCGCUGUCUACGACCUUUGCAAUGAUGAUGAUGUUGAGAUCAGGACGUUUUCCGCUCCCGUUGCUACCAAGAUUCUGAACGCUCGGAGUGCGAAGAAGCACCUGGAUAUGGUUCCACUUGCCGCCAACCAAGGCAUAGCAGAGUUCAUUGCUGCAGCCUUCGGCUCUUCCGAACGCGCUGCUUUAUCAGCAAUCAGCAGAGCCACUGGAAAUGCUGUAAAUGGCUCCUUCCCUGAUUCGAUCAAACAGUCUCUCGCAGAGAAGAAUGGUGCAGGUCCAUCGCUUUUCGCUCAAGAGAAGCAAAAUCUCUUCAUUGACGAAACCCGAGAGGCCAAACUCUGGUCAUCUAUCGCAGCUCGACUCCAGCCUACAGCAUUCUCGUUCCGCUUGCUCAUGAAUCUUUGCACAUGGGUCAUCGACGGUCUGGACGUACUGAUUGCAGAAACCGAGGCAAGACCGGACCAACCACUUGGCUGGAGCAGGAAAGCCGAGGUAUUUACUCUGGGCAUGCAGAUCUUGUACGCCGCUGAGCUAGUGUUGAAGUUGAUCAAGAGUGGUGUUGAGAUGCCUGUUGAUAGCAGAGCAGUGAUGAAGAGACUUGAGACGCUGUUGAGUAGAGGUCAAGAGAACAAGAUCAAUGUUCUGUGGCUGCAAACCCUGAGGGAGAUGUUGGAGCAGCGGGCAUAAGAGUCGCAAUAGGUCGUACUCACUACAUUCUCAAUGCUAUCUUGACUGGUGUGACGCGAAUUGAUGCACAGUUUUCCGCGUCUUCCAAUUCUUUCUGACAAGAAGAAUGACUGCGAACGUUAGAUGCAAGAGAACGGACAUUUAGAUCGUGCGUCAGUAUCUCGAUUAUAUCGCAUGUAGCAGUGGUUGCUCGACCGACAGCAUAACCAAUUUUCCACUCACCAACUUGGUCUUCAG